AUCCGGGGGGAAGAUUUUCGGUGUGCGCUUCUGGUGAGCGGAAGUAACGUCGCUCGAACGCCGGGCGCCACUUCCUUACAUGCCUCCAGAGCCAGUGUGUAUAGGCUUGGAAGGAUAAGAUCGGCAUUGGGCAAACUCGGGGUUUGAAAAGUGUAGGGACUUGAAUCUGGAGCGCAAACGUUCAAAAUGGGAAAGGGACUCCCUGCACACUCGCUGCUGGCCAAUACAUAUUGGGCUCCCCAUUCAAAGAAGAAGCUGCCAUUUGAUUACAAGGUGAUUGAAGACAUCUAUGUAAAGGAAAUUGCAGCAUCGAGGUUUUCCAUCAAAAAGAUAAUGCUCUUAGAGUUCAGUCAGUACCUGGAGAACUACUUAUGGGUAAAUUACUCGCCAGAGGUGUCCAGUAAACCCUAUCUGAUGUCCAUCUGUUGCAUGGUGAAUGAGAAAUUCAGGGAAAAUGUGCCAGCCUGGGAGACCUUCAAGAAGAAACCAGAACACUUCCCUUUCUUUUUCAAGAGUAUAAUGGAGGCAUCCAUAACUGUGGAGACUGAAAAUGACUUCUCUUUGCAUGAGCUCACAGUCCUGCUUGUUUUCUUAGAUCACUGCUUCAACAGCCUGGAGGUUGAUUUGAUUCGUGGACAGAUUCAGCAACUCAUCUCCCUGCCCAUGUGGAUCUGCCUUCAGCCGAGCCGUUUGGAAAAGGAGCUGAAGAAAACACCAAAACUUAGGAAAUUCUGGAAUCUCAUUAAGAAAGCAGAUGAGAAAAUGGACAGUAAAGCAUGUGCACAGGCAAUGCAGGAAAGGACAUUCCUUAAACAACUUAUCCAGAAUUUCCUGUCGGUACUCCAGUCCAUCCCAACUUCUGGUACAGUCAGCAUGGACAGAGUGCAUUACUGUGAGCGAUUUAUAGAACUCAUGAUUGACCUGGAGGCUUUGCUUCCCACACGCCGCUGGUUUAACACUGUGCUAGAUGAUUCACAUUUGGUUGUUCAUUGCUACCUUUCCAACUUAUUCCAGCGGGAACAGGAGGGACAUCUCUUCUCCCAGCUUCUGGACAUGCUGAAAUUUUAUGCUGGGUUUGAAAUAAAUGACCAGACGGGAAAUGCCCUAACAGAGAAUGAGAUGACCACAAUUCACUAUGAUCGCAUUACUUCCUUGCAGAGAGCAGCUUUUGCUCACUUUCCUGAACUCUACAACUUUGCACUUUCAAAUGUGGCAGCUGUUGACUUGCGAGAAUCCCUUGUGAAAUUAUUUGGUCCUCUAAAUCCAAACACACUCCACGGGGUGGCCUCGUACCUUUGUCUUUUACCAGCUCUAGCUGAAGGAGAGGACACAAAAUAUGAAAAAGAGUUACUCUUGGAACUGCUGGUCUCUCGGCAUGAACGUCGCAUCUCUCAAAUUCAGCAGCUGAACCAAAUGCCCUUGUACCCCACAGAGAAGAUUGUAUGGGAUGAGAACAUCGUGCCUACAGAGUACUAUUCCGGGGAAGGGUGCCUUGCACUGCCAAAAUUAAACCUGCAGUUCCUUACCCUACAUGAUUAUCUACUGCGCAACUUCAACCUCUUCCGCUUGGAGUCAACAUAUGAGAUCCGUCAGGACAUUGAGGAUGUGGUUUGCCGCAUGAAGCCUUGGCAGUCCGAAUAUGGAGGCAUUGUUUUUGGGGGUUGGGCACGUAUGGCCCAGCCAAUUGUGGCCUUCUCAGUAGUAGAAGUGGCCAAGCCCAAUAUUGGCGAGAACUGGCCAACUCGAGUCAGGGCCGAUGUCACAAUCAACCUGAAUGUCCAAAAACACAUCAAAGAAGAAUGGGAAGGUCUCCGCAAGCAUGAUGUCUGCUUCCUGAUCACCUUAAGGCCCUGCCUGCCUUAUGGUACAAAAAUUGAUCGGCGGCAACCCAUUGUAGAGCAGACUGGCCUCAUGUAUCUACGGGGGUGUGAGAUCCAAGGCAUGCUGGAUGAUAAGGGACGAGUCAUUGAGGAAGGUCCAGAACCCAAACCCAUACUUAGAGGAGACUCCAGAACAUUCCGGGUGUUCCUUGACCCCAACCAGUACCAGCAGGACAUGACUAACACCAUCCAGACUGGGGCAGAGGAUGUGUAUGAAACAUUUAACUUGAUUAUGAGGCGGAAGCCCAAAGAAAAUAACUUUAAGGCUGUUCUUGAGACCAUCCGGAAGCUGAUGAACACAGACUGUGUGGUGCCUGACUGGCUUCAUGACAUCAUUUUGGGUUAUGGAGACCCAGGAAGUGCCCACUACACAAAAAUGCCAAAUCAGAUUUCAACACUGGACUUCAAUGACACCUUUUUAAGUUUGGACCACCUUAAGUCAUGUUUUCCGGGCUACAAAACUAAGGUGACAGUGGCUGAUCCAUCCAUGCAAAAGGCCCCUUUUAGAAUUACGUUUCCUGUCUAUGGAGGCAAAGGUAAGAAGCGGAAAGAAGGCUCCGAAGAAGAAACUGAGCAGGAAGAGACCCCCACCUUGACUGUAGAGCCACAUGUCAUACCGAACAGAGGGCCUUACCCAUACAACCAACCAAAACGCAACACCAUCCAGUUCACAUCUACCCAGACGGAAGCUAUCCGUGCAGGCAUGCAGCCUGGCCUUACUAUGGUAGUCGGACCACCUGGCACAGGAAAAACAGACGUAGCUGUCCAGAUCAUUUCCAAUCUGUAUCACAACUUCCCGGAGCAGAGAACCCUUAUUGUGACGCACUCCAAUCAGGCUCUGAACCAGCUGUUUGAGAAGAUUAUGGCUCUGGAUAUUGACGAGAGGCACCUCCUGCGUCUGGGCCAUGGAGAGGAGGAGCUGGAGACUGAGAAGGAUUUCAGCAGGUAUGGAAGAGUGAAUUAUGUACUAGCAAGAAGACUGGAGUUACUUAAGGAGGUUGGAAGAUUACAAGAGAGUUUGGGGGUGCCAGGAGAUGUGUCCUAUACCUGCGAGACCGCUGGCCAUUUCUUCUUGUACCAGGUCAUGUCUCGAUGGGAGGCUUACCUGAGCAAGGUGAAAUCCAAAUCCAAUCACACUCCAGAUGUGAGUGAUGUUGGCAAACAUUUUCCCUUCCAUUCCUACUUCUCCAAUGCUCCUCAGCCCAUCUUUAAAGGUCAAACGUAUGAGGAGGACAUAGAGCUGGCUGAAGGUUGCUUCCGACACAUCAAGAAGAUUUUUACUCAGCUUGAGGAGUUUCGAGCCUUCGAGUUGCUGCGUAGCGGGCUAGAUCGCUCCAAAUACCUUCUGGUCAAGGAAGCCAAGAUCAUUGCCAUGACCUGCACACAUGCUGCACUGAAACGCCAUGACCUUGUGGAGCUGGGAUUCAAGUACGAUAACAUCCUGAUGGAAGAAGCCGCUCAGAUUCUUGAAAUUGAGACGUUCAUCCCCCUCCUCCUCCAGAAUCCGGAGGAUGGUUUCAGCCGUCUAAAGCGCUGGAUCAUGAUAGGGGACCACCAUCAGCUACCCCCUGUCAUUAAGAACAUGGCCUUCCAAAAGUAUUCCAAUAUGGAGCAGUCACUCUUUACCAGAUUUGUUCGUCUGGGUGUGCCAACAGUUGACCUUGAUGCCCAGGGAAGAGCAAGAGCAAGCCUGUGCAAUUUAUACAACUGGCGUUAUAAGAGCCUGGGAAAUCUACCUCAUGUCCAGCUUCUUCCUGAAUUCCAAACAGCCAAUGCCGGGCUUUUAUAUGAUUUCCAACUUGUCAACGUGGUAGAUUUCAAUGGCGUUGGAGAGUCAGAGCCCAACCCAUACUUUUACCAGAAUUUGGCUGAAGCUGAAUAUGCAGUGGCACUGUUUAUGUAUAUGCGCCUACUUGGAUACCCAGCCAAUCGUAUCAGCAUCUUAACCACCUACAAUGGACAGAAGCAUCUGAUCCGUGACAUCAUCAAUCAGCGAUGUGGAAAUAACCCCAUGAUUGGUCAGCCCAGUAAGGUUACUACAGUGGAUAGAUUUCAAGGACAGCAAAACGACUACAUCAUCCUUUCACUAGUCAGGACCAAGGCAGUGGGUCACCUAAGGGAUGUAAGACGACUGGUAGUGGCCAUGUCCAGAGCUCGCUUAGGCCUGUACGUUUUUGCCAGAGUUUCCCUGUUCCAGAACUGUUUUGAGCUGACCCCUGUUUUUAGCCAGCUGACAGCUCGCCCACUAAAGCUGCACAUCUUGCCUGGAGAGUCCUUCCCAACCCAGAGAAGGAACGUUGACAUACCUCCCUACUCAGCCCAAGUCAUUAAGAAUAUGCCCGAAAUGGCGACUUUUGUGUACAAUAUGUAUAUGCAGAUGAUGCAGAGAAGUCAGAAGUACCAGUACCGCCAGGAUCUUCUCCCUCCCCCUACUUCAACACAACAAACAGAUCAUCUGUCCACUCAGGACGAGGGUAUGGAAGUAGAUGCAGAGACUUUCCAAUAUGGGAAUGAAGCAUCAGAACAAGCUGCUCAGGAGAUCUCAAAAACAGAAGAGGGCACCACAGAGAAGAUGGCUGAUUCCAUAGACACUGAGGAAACACUAAAACCUAUGGAAGUAGGGAGUGCGCAAGAGGAGAAGCUGGCCAGUGCUAUGGGCAACUCUGAGCAAGCAUCAUCAGAGAUAAACAGUGAAGCUAAGGCCCAGAAGUCAGAAACUGAAGCCACUGAAAUGAACCAGUCUGAUCCUGGACAGGUUGAGGUGAAGGAGCCAGAGACUGAACAAACCCAUUCAGAGAAGCAAACGCAAAACAAACCCUCUGAGGGGGCAUCCGGGACUGCGGAAGGGGUGCAGCAGGAGGCAAUGGAUACAGGAGAAGGGGGGGAUUCACAUGUGAUCGAUCAGCAAGAAGAAAAGGGCACAGAACAUCAUAAGAUGCCAGAGCAUCCUGGCAGAGACAGUGAUAGUGAAUACAGUGAGGAUGAAGGGGCAGAGGAUUAAUCAUGAUAGAAUGAGAUGGCAGACCCGUUGUCUUUUAUUACCAUGUGUGAUAAUUUGCAUCAUUCCAGGACCAUGUCGCUGUGUAGGCCUCGUACAGAAGCGAAUGUAUUAUCCACAGUGCUGCCUUCCCUUUUAUAGUCAUGGAAAUUGGGAUGAAAAUUUUUUCUAAGUUUAUUUCUCAUCCAAAAGUAGAAACAAUACAGACUUGUCUUGCCACAGCUGGGCUUUGCGCUAUAGUGUCUUGCUUUGUGUUAGAACUGGAUUGUGUUCACGUCUCCUCCCAGCAGCUGGCAACAUCCCAACCUGUGUACGGAAGGAAGCGCUCGUGUGCCAUGCAAAUCACCAAUUCAACUUUGUAACAGUCCUCUGGGUGCAUUAUCUAUAAUUAUAUAUAUAUAUAUAUAUAUAUAUUGCUGCCAGAUGGCUGGGUAUCCUUCCCCUGCCUUUUUCUUGCUUUGCCAUGUUCAUCCCAGAGGAGCACAGAGCCAUAAUCGGGUUGCUGGCCUCUCCUAGCUGUGCCACUGACUAAAUACAAUGCUGGAUGUGUUCUGGUCAAGGGAAGCAUUUGAUUCACAAUGAAUUUCUUUUCUUUGCAUCCCUCGGGGGUGCACCCAGACAGCAGAAAAUCACAAGUUAUAUUUUGUAAACUUUGCAGUAAAGUUUAUUUUAUACAAAUGGCUUCUGUUCUGGUUGUAAGAUGAAGAUGGGGUAAACCUAGGGUAAAAGGGUGCAACUUGUAUGGGUAGUAUGUGCAGCCUGCCCAUAGGCAAAAACUCUCAGAACACUAUAAAAAGUAUUAUCCAGAUCACCAGUCCUGUGACAUUCCUGACCUAAGUGCCAAAUCUGAGGGCACACACCGGUUUUUACAUAGGAUUUAUUCCAUAUAAUUUACUAAAACCUUCUGUUUUCUUAU
Molecule: messenger RNA, 5794 nt
Organism: Xenopus tropicalis (tropical clawed frog)
Lineage: Eukaryota; Metazoa; Chordata; Amphibia; Anura; Pipidae
Gene: aqr
Product: aquarius intron-binding spliceosomal factor
Exons: 35
Coding region: 187-4881 (1564 amino acids)
Biological process (GO): mRNA splicing, via spliceosome
Cellular component (GO): spliceosomal complex; nucleoplasm
Molecular function (GO): RNA helicase activity; helicase activity
Source: RefSeq, a predicted model, not a curated record